GGGCGGGGCUUGAUGUGACGGAUUCUGAUCCUUUGGUCAUAAUCUCACCUGGAGCAGAUCGCAGGUGCUUUACUACUGACACGCUUCUGUUUGGAAAGGGAUUCAGCUGCGACAAUCUUUAGUACAGAUCCAGGUUAAGGCUUCAUGAUUAAGCCUGAAGCGUGAAUAACUUGCAAUGCCAAAAAGUGACACGUGGCCAGGUAGCAUUGGCAAGGAGACAAUAGGAGAGAUGGACAGCGCUGACAGUUGUGACAGCGUGCUCAGCUCUUAUUUCAGUGAUGACAGUCUGCAGUACCUCUCUGCAGAAGAGAAGGCGUGUCUCAUGUUCUUGGAGGAGACAAUUGAUGCCCUUGACACAGACGAUGACAGUGGCCUGUCUAACGAUGAAGCUGAAAAUCUUCCUGCACGUGGAAAUGUUGCCACCAAAACAGCUUGUCUUUCUGCUUCCAUGAAUCAAAUUAAGCAAAAAGAUAUUCCAAAGCAUUACGUUGAUGAUCCUAGUAUGUACGGCAGCUCCGAGCACAAUCAAAUCCUGAAUUACUUGGUUCCAACACCUUUUGUUCUGGCAAAUGGCAGUCCCCAUUCUCCUCCCAAACCUGGACCACCUGCAUUUAAGGAGAAACCAUCUCCAAAAGAGGUUACAAAAGUGCACAAAAGCAACAAGGAAGUUCCACAUGUACCAUCAGAAGUGAAUGUAGUGGUGAUUCCUCCUCCAUUAAUGGGCAAAACCAAUAAUGCCAAAGAUCAAGGACUGCAGAUUGAUCGUACCCCUCGGGGACCUUUGACCUAUGAGGGUUUGGUGCAGCUACGCAAGAAGGUAUCCUCACGAAAAAACACUGACAGUGAGCGGCAGCCCUCUACACAUCAAGAUCUGGUUUUCACCAAGAACGGAGCCCAAGUUAUCUCGCAGAACAUCCAACCUAAUAGGAUCCAACCACCAGCUGUGGCCCCUAAACCCAAAAAGAUGCCAUCAAACAUUGCUGUUCUGAAUCACAAAGGAACCACUGAUGCUAAUGGAGACUCUUGCUUAUCUACAUCCCCUGGCAGUGGAGGUUUGAUGAAGCCAGAGAAAGUGAGGCUGGAGGCUUUAUCAAAGCUGGGUCUUCUUAAGGAAUCUGAUGCAAAACCCUCGUCCAGCUCAGUUCCAGAUUUGUCCCAGAGCAGGCCAGCUCCUCCUUGUGCUGCUUUAAGGAGCCAAGAACUAAGGAACCAGUCAAACCAAGGCAGCAAUGUCCCCCAUCACCGCUCUUUAUCAGACCUAACUGUAGGUCCUUCUCGUUUACAACAACACAACAUCAAGUCUGCCGUAGGUAAGGCUGCUACCCUGGAUAGGUCUGGAAUGGGUCUGGGAAGCAGCCCGUCCACAGGAGGGGAUCUUUCAAACAAGUUAGUUUCUCAGAAUCACCUGCAAUGUUCUUCCACAAAGGUUGGAAAAAACAACCUUGGGAACAUCCAGAGAGGAACAACAGUCCCCUCGUCUCCUGGCAAAACAACAAUAAAACAAUCAUCCACUGUCCCUCCAGUAACCAACAACCUCUUACAUGCACCAGGCUUAAAUGUGGUGAGGGUGCCCAACAUGGGGGAGGACCGACGAGAGGCUCUGAGAAAGCUAGGACUGCUGAAGAACUGAAUGUUGAGAACUCUUUGCAGCACUGAAUAGAAGCACUUUUCUGUUGACAUUGGCUUAUCCUGUCCCUUUUUCACAGGACAGCUUGUCAGAGUUUGUCAGACAAUCAACCAAACAUCACCCUGAUGCCUUUUUAUUAAGAUGAUAUUGAAGCAAUUUCCUAGACGUCCAUUGAUUUCGAGAGUUGCUUCUUCGUAGAAAAUUUGUUUGCUUGCUUUAUAUUUUUUCACUUUCUUUUUUUAAAACUUUAUAAGUAAUGUAAAGGUAGCCUCUUUGAUAAGGUAAUUGAUGACAUGGUUUACAUAAAAGUGAUUAGUGUCUCUUUUAAAAGGUGACUGUACAGUAUGUGGACACAAGUAUUGGGACACUUGUUAUAUAAUGUAAAAUAAUGUAUUCUGCUUUUGUUAGAAUAGCUGUCUCUAAUAUCCAUGAAAGGCUUUCUACAAGAUCUUGAAACAUUGUUGUAAAAAUUUGAUUGCAUUCAGUGACAAGAAAAUUAAGGCUUAAAUUAUACUUUUACAUCAAGUCACAACGUAGUGUCUACAGCAUAGCCUGUGCAAGAGGCCUGCACCAUUGUGAGCGUUUACACUUAUGCGUUUGUAUGCCCACAUUGCUCUGUAGUUUAACUGUGAAGGCGGGAGUAUGCAACGAGAACAUGGGGCUCAUUGGACCAAUCACAGCUGCUAUCUUUGUUGCCACAACAUGUAGUUACAGCGUAGAGUAAGGCAUAGAUUCGAUACAGAAGCAAGAUUUGGCCUUUAAUAAGGUAAUAAUGUUUCUCUGUGCUGAUUUUUUUAUUUAUAAUACCACUAUAGUCUAUGCCUGCUACUAGGCAUACUACCAAUAGAUGUUCAUUAGAAUUGGUGUCCAUAAACAUUUGGACAUACAGCACGUGUAUUGGACAGCACCUGUUGGACUGCAUAUGUCUCUAAUUUAUAUUCAUUCCAAUGCACAGAUUUGAUUUCUGAGUCAUUCACAGUGUUUCAAUAUCACAUUCUUGUCUCAUUGGCGACCUGCACCUGCACAUGAAUAGCCCCACAGUGUGCCGGCCUGACUGUUGAGUGUUGGCGCAACCCGACAACCCCCUGGAUGUCUUUUGGUGCACUCUGCUCUCUGAUAGAUCACCUAUCCGUCAGACUCCUCAUCUUACCUCUAAGUGAAUGAGGGUAUAGUCAGAGCUUGUGGAUUAGUAGAUUAUCUCAGGUUGUGACCAACACCUGACCACACUCUCACAAAAGGCCACUGUUCACAUUACCCAGCUUCUCGGAUUCAUCACCCUUUAAUCUCGGUAUGGGUUUGUGGGGGCGUCAUGACUCCCAAACCAAUACUUUUAAUAAAACAGACACUUCUCGAUCUAAAAUCUAAAAAUUAGCAAUAAUAGUAUUACAGCUUCUAAAUUACCUUGUAAUUCAGAGGACUAGAGAACAAACAAAACAUAUACGGUUCUAAAAUUCAUAAAAUAACUGCUGAGUGAUACUUGCUAAACAGAUUAGCUCUAACCCUAGCCAGACAAACUUGAUACAGCUAUUUACUGAUAUUUAGCUCCCUUGAUUAGCUGAAUGAGUUAGAUUAGGAUAAUUGUAGUGUGUUAAGGCAAAUACACUUCUGUACAUUGUAAUGCAUAAUUUCUGUUAUUUUUGCAUAAAUUGUCAUAUUGGAAACUAAAAUAAAGCAAAAUAUGGCGUGCAAAA
Molecule: messenger RNA, 3318 nt
Organism: Astyanax mexicanus (Mexican tetra)
Lineage: Eukaryota; Metazoa; Chordata; Actinopteri; Characiformes; Acestrorhamphidae
Exons: 4
Coding region: 176-1630 (484 amino acids)
Source: RefSeq, a predicted model, not a curated record